UGAGACUGAGCAGUUGUGUCUUUCUACACCUGUACAAAAGGCAUUUGCAUAACACAAUGCUGGAUUGUGUUCAAGUAGGAGGAGGAGGACAGAAUACAAAAUGAAGGCGGGUCAUUUUGGAUCAGCUUCACAGGACUGCAUACAGCUUUCACCAUCGCUGAACAGCCAGCACAAAUAGAGAAGAUGAUGUCAGACACCAAAGCAUCUGGGAUGGUCGUGGCUACAUAUGGAGAUCAUUUUGCAUAAUGCCUGAAGGGAGGUGGUGACAAGUUCUGUUUGUCUGACAGGUUUUCAGCCGCAUUAUAUAAACCGCCCAGUGUUGCCCAUCUCAGUUUAUCAACUCAAAGAACAACCAGCACACAUAGAGAAGAUGGAGUCGGACACCAAAGCUGGGCCAGUGCGUGUGAUGGUGACUGGUGGAUCUGGGAUGUUGGGCAAAGCCAUUGAGCAUGUGGUGAUGAACGAAGGUCUGAAACGGGAGGGAGAGGAAUGGAUCUUCCUCUCUUCCAAAGAUGCCGAUCUUCGAGACCUCGGGCAGACCAAAGCUGUGUUCAAGAAGCACCGUCCAACUCAUGUCAUCCACCUCGCUGCAAAAGUCGGGGGCCUCUAUGAGCACAUGAGGGACAACCUGCUUUUUCUGAGCGACAACCUCAGAAUCAACGACAACGUGCUGCAAACAGCCCACGACACGGGCGUCAUCAAGGUUGUGUCUUGCCUGUCCAGUUGCAUCUUCCCUGACAAAAUCACAUACCCCAUUGAUGAGACCAUGAUACACAAUGGAUUACCUCAUGACUCCAAUUUUGGAUACUCCCAUGCUAAACGGCUGAUUGAUAUUCAGAACAGGGGAUACUUCGAGCAGUAUGGCCAUCGUUACACUGCAGUCAUCCCGACCAAUGUGUUCGGUCCCCACGACAACUUCAACAUAGACACAGCCCAUGUGAUGUCGGCACUCAUCGGCAAGACAUACAAAGCCAAAAUGGAAGGAACUCCUGUGACUGUAUGUGGCACUGGAGCUGCAAGAAGACUGUUCACCCUUUCCUGGGACGUGGGCCGUCUGAUUGUUUGGGUCCUGAGAGAAUAUGAUGAAAUUGAGCCGAUUAUCCUCUCUGUGGGUGAAGAGGAUGAGAUCUCCAUCAAAGACGCUGUGGAAAUGAUCGCAGAGGCUCUGGACUUCAAGGGCGAAAUAAAGUAUGACACCAGCCUGUCGGACGGCCAGCUCAGGAAGACAACGAGCAUUGCCAAGCUAAGACGCUACCGUCCGGACUUCACCUUUACGCCCGUCAAAGAAGGUAUAAAGAUGACCUGUGACUGGUUUGUGGCCAACUACAACAGCGCCCGGAUAUGAAGAGACCAAACACUGAGCUAAAAAUAUUUUGGUAAUAUAUAUAAUAUUAGUAAUACAUUUUAAUAUAAUCAUUACAGGGCUCAUUGUUCCCCAACUUUUCCUAAAUAUAUCAUGAAAUUGUUAUAUGAUUUGGAGAGAACCUGAUAUUGAGUCUGUAUUAUAUACACAUGUCUAUAUUUUCUACAUGUAAUCUCUAUCUGUAUUAUUUGUAUUCAAAGUUCAGAUUACCGUAUGUUUUUUGACAUAACA
Molecule: messenger RNA, 1594 nt
Organism: Acanthopagrus latus (yellowfin seabream)
Lineage: Eukaryota; Metazoa; Chordata; Actinopteri; Spariformes; Sparidae
Product: GDP-L-fucose synthase-like
Exons: 12
Coding region: 371-1345 (324 amino acids)
Biological process (GO): nucleotide-sugar biosynthetic process
Molecular function (GO): GDP-L-fucose synthase activity
Source: RefSeq, a predicted model, not a curated record